UUCUUGAAACGGAUCUGGAAAGAAGUUGACAAAUACAUGAAAGCCAUGCAACUCAGUGACAAUACUGCUAGCAGAAGAAUAGACGAAAUGAGUGAAGAUGUUGAAAUACAACUUGUUGAAAAGUUAAAAAAAAAUAAAAAAAUUUCAGUGCAAAUGGAUGAAUCAACUUUGAGAGACAGGAGGCUGUAUUGAUAACUUAUUUAAGAUAGAUUGAUAAAGGAGAUUUUGCUGAAGAAAUGUUGUUCUGUCAAUCAUUAGAAAGUGCCACUACCGCAAAAAAU
Molecule: messenger RNA, 281 nt
Organism: Lymnaea stagnalis (great pond snail)
Lineage: Eukaryota; Metazoa; Mollusca; Gastropoda; Lymnaeidae
Source: the annotation of a GenBank genome assembly